CUGAGGAUACACUCCUUGAAGAACCAAGAAACCACCACCAUGAAGACCAGUUUCUGGAUCCUGACUGCACUCCUCGCCUUGGCGUGGGCUGACAUCGUAGUUGGUGCUGCUAUCUCUGAUGAGAACGACUACAACGAAAUCGACGAUGAUGACCUUUGUGAUGAGGGACCUCCCACCGAUAUCCUCAGACACUCAAAUUUGAGAUGUUCUUGCACCCAAAUCUACCUCGUCACGGCUGACGACACACCCGGUUACAACAGGCUGUUCAGGAAAAUUGAAAAAAUACCUGCAUGCCGAGAGUGUACCAAAAUAAGGCGAACGUUCAACGGAGUUCUCAAAUUCGCUUCACUCGAUACCUCAGAGGAGUGCGCUAUAAAGCUGGCUAAGAAGGGGUACUUGGUGGAAGAGAAUUCGAUACAAGAAACCGGCGGUUCUCAGCCAAACCAACCCGUCAAGAUGCAGAAACGAACCUACCCCGGUAAUCCGUCCACCAACAGUUACUCCAGAAACAAUGCCUCUGAUGUGACCAUAUUCAUCCUUGAUACUGGAGUGAUGCCUACUCAUGAUGAGUUCCAGUACAUGGGCAAUAGCAGGAUUAUAUUUCAUAACGAUACCAUAACACCAGAAACACCAAUUACGUUCGAUAUGAACGGCCAUGGAACCCGCUGCGCCAGCGUGGCCGUUGGCUAUCAUAUCGGAAUAGCUCGAAACGCCACCAUAAGGAGCAUUCGGGUAGCCGAUGCGACGGGCUCUGCCAAUGCUGAUGACGUCAUUGCAGGUGUCAACAACGUACAGGAAUGGUGGAACAGCAACAGUGAUAAGAAAUGUGUCGUGUCCUACUCCAUGUCGUCCAAUACGAAUACUGCGACUAUCAACUAUGCGUUCGGGAACCUCACCCUGAAUACAGACUGUGUGGUAGUCGUAGCUGCGGGAAACCAGGGUUCAAACAUCCUUACUGCUGACGCAUGCGAUUACUCUCCUUCUACGGUACCUGAGGUAAUAACAGUCGGAGGGUCCAAACAAAUUAAGAUAGACGGUGUUAAGAUCGAGCGUCGUUUCGAUAUAUCGAACUACGGUCCAUGUGUCGACAUAUACGCCCCUGGGAAAGCAAUCGAUGUGGCUGCCCCACCCCCACUGAAUAUGCUUGGCUCCACCUCCUACUACGCAAGAUCAAGCGGCACUUCAUUUGCUACUCCUGCAGUGGCAGGUGCUGCGGCCAUGAUCCUCUCCACCACAACCCUCAAUCCUACUGGUACUGAGACGAUGACCAGUCUGGUUCUGGACAUCCUUGAAAACACAAAGGGACUCCUCGACGGUCUACCCACCAGUGGCACGCUUCAAUCUAAUAAUGUCCUGCUAAAAAUUGAUGACAAUACCUACUACCAGUAAACCCGGCCAAUGAUUCGUAGUGGAUGUUGCAAGAAAAUUUUUUCAAUCAAUUACGAAUUACAAUUGUAAAUUUAUAAACGAUCGAUCAACUAACGAUUAAAGAAAUCGAUGUAAACCUGUUGAUACAC
Molecule: messenger RNA, 1517 nt
Organism: Lytechinus pictus (painted urchin)
Lineage: Eukaryota; Metazoa; Echinodermata; Echinoidea; Temnopleuroida; Toxopneustidae
Product: extracellular serine proteinase-like
Exons: 9
Coding region: 40-1389 (449 amino acids)
Biological process (GO): proteolysis
Molecular function (GO): serine-type endopeptidase activity
Source: RefSeq, a predicted model, not a curated record